AUGCCUCGCAUUGAAUACGAGCCAAAACUCGACUUCAAGGACGUUUUACUUCGACCCAAGCGUUCCACAUUGAAAAGUCGCGCUGAUGUGGAUCUUGUCAGGGAAGAUGUUUUUCGUAACUCGAAGAAACAGUACAGUGGAAUACCUGUGAUCGCUUCGAAUAUGGACACAGUUGGCACGUUUGAGAUGGCAAAGGCUCUCUGUCCCCACAAAGUCUUCACUACCAUUCAUAAACAUUACACGUUGGAUGAAUGGAAAGAGUUCUAUGCUGGAUUCAAAGAGACGCCGAUGUUCAGCCACGUUGCUGUUUCUUCAGGAAUAUCUGAUCGUGAUUUUGAAAAGUUGAGCGAAAUUUGUAACGAAGUACCGGCUCUGGAAUAUAUCUGUAUUGAUGUUGCCAACGGUUACUCUGAAUACUUUAUUGACUUUAUUCGAAAAGUUCGAGAGCAGUUCCCUGGGCACACCAUCAUGGCAGGAAAUGUAGUGACUGGUGAAAUGGUCGAAGAGCUGAUUCUUUCUGGAGCUGAUAUUGUCAAGGUAAAUUCUCGCCAUUCCCGCAUAUCUACCCUUCGAUAUCCGCACUAUG
This is a messenger RNA of Cooperia oncophora, 586 nucleotides long. Lineage: Eukaryota; Metazoa; Nematoda; Chromadorea; Rhabditida; Trichostrongylidae. The record is from the annotation of a GenBank genome assembly.